This is a messenger RNA of Acipenser ruthenus (sterlet), 2302 nucleotides long. RefSeq names its product regulator of G-protein signaling 9-binding protein-like. The record is from RefSeq and is a predicted model, not a curated record. The transcript has 4 exons. Gene Ontology annotation, cellular component: neuron projection. The coding region runs from base 1128 to 1835 and encodes 235 amino acids. Gene Ontology annotation, biological process: G protein-coupled receptor signaling pathway. Lineage: Eukaryota; Metazoa; Chordata; Actinopteri; Acipenseriformes; Acipenseridae.
AUUUGCCACUCAAGCCGAGCGGUGAGUCAGCGAUGAGGCUGAGGUCACAGAGAGCGCUGCCGGAGAGCUGAAACCUGCAAUUACUGUGACAGCCUGUAUACCUGUGGGAGAGGAGGAACAGCUUGCACAACAGAACAAGAGAUAAAUAUAGAGAAGGGGGGGCGGGGGACCAGGCUGAUUGGACAGACACGGGCUAGAUCAGCAGAGCCUCUCCCUUGGCACACUAAUUUAAGAUCACACUCGCUUGCCAGGGCCCUUGGGAAGACAGGCCCCUUCUGGAAAAAAAACAUGUAAAAAAACACUCACAAUCCAGCCGGGACAAACUCUCAGUCAGUUAACCACAGGGUGCACUGGCUACAGGUGGCUAGGACCAUUCUUUUGAAAGAGAGGAAUAAGAAGAGAAUUGAAGCACUUGUUGCUAUUAAAAAUGUUCAGUGAUGUAGCUAGGUCACUGGCGUGCUUGACACAGUGCCGUGUGGCGUUAGGUAACCCCUGACGCCUUCAGCAGAAACAACACUAUCAUCUUGAGCUGGCACCUUGUCCCCCAGGCAGCUAACUCCAGCUCACUCCUCGUACAAAACCCAUUCUCUCACACGCCAUUUCCUUACAUUAGGGUUGCAUCUUCUAGUUCUGCUUCAGGUUCUUAUUAAAGCGAUCGAGAGAGACAGUGUAAACUGAGCUCAGCUCAACCUCCCUCUUUCCACCCUCCUCUCAAUUAGCAGUAAUUCAUUACCGUGUUGUCUUGUGUGAUUACAGCAGCAGCAGCAGCAGGGCGGCCCUGGGGAGGAAAUGUUUUUGAGAAGGAGCAGAGAAAGGAAGGUGAAGUUUCCAAGCCUGGGUAAACAGCCGUAGACGUACGUGUGUGUGUGUGACUAUUUCAAUGAAAAAGACAAGAGGCACUGUUUUAAUCGUCAGUGCAGAUAAGUACAAUUAAUCUGCAGCAGAUCAGUGUUAAGAGAGUAAAUCUGCUAACCUGCUAGUCUGCAGGAGCGGUGAGUGAUGAAGCUGCUGUGAAAACCAGCAGAGACCAGACAGAUCCUGAGUGCUGAAGGUCCUGCCUGCCUGAGCCGUGUUCCCGAGCCGUGUCCCUGAGCCGUGUCCCCGAGCUGUUUUCCCGAGCCGUGGGGAUGCUGAGUAUCUGGAGGCGCUCAGUGAGCGAGGUGCAGGCUCUGCAGGCUGCGGUCAGCGUGUGUAAGAAGGCCCAGGCCUCUCUGGUCAGAGUGACCGCCUGCUUCCAGCAGCUGGUGCUGAGUGUGGGGGGGAGCUCAGACUGCAGCCGACUCCGAGAGGAACUGGAGGAGACCCGGCUCAGAGCUCACCAGAUCAGCACCGGUCUGUGUUCCCGGCUGACCGCUCUGCUGACCGGUGGCCGUCUCUUCGGUGAGGAGCAGCAGGAGGUGGAGAGGCUCUGGGUCCUGUUCCUGUCCGGUCUGGAGCUGCUCCAGCUGGAGCUACGCAAGGCCUUCCACCUGCAGGCCGUGUUCCCUCUGGCCAGCCCUCGGGACAGCCGGGCGCUGGUCAACACCGGAGCGAGUGGCCGCAGCGCAGAGGUGGCUGCACAGGCAGCGAGCGUCCAGACCCCCUGGGGCGAGGCGGAGGAGAAGGGAGAGGGGGCACCCCCGAAUCUGCUCGGGCACAUCGUGCUGCUGGACUCCAUGGUCCAGGAGAUGGUGCAGAAGGUGAACGUGCCCAUAUGGACGGUGGCAGCUUCGGAGGAAGGCGAUGGGGAGAUGGAACUGGAGUUAGAGGGAGCCACUUCAGAGGAGAUGCUGACCACCGACAUGGAGCAGAAAAGGGGCUGCUUCAGGGGCUGGCUCCUCUGCUUGAUGCCCUGAAAAUACACAGAGAUACACCGGUAGAAGCAGUUGUAUUUUUAACCUAAGGAGCAAAAGCCUCUAAGCCAGGCUGCUGGAUACCAGUACCUCUUUAUUCUUAGUCUGCUAGACAAGCUUUCCUAACCAUGAAUAUAACCAGGAUGGGAAUCCAGUGAGGUGUCAGGGGCUCCGAAUUAGCCAUCAAUGUGUAUGCUUAGUUCAGACAUUGUCAGUUUAAAACAGAUGGAAUGGGUUAGAGAUAGGAUUAGAGGUUUAUGCACAACAAUUCAGUAGUGAAAAAAAAAAUUGCAUCCUGCGUCUCAACACUCCACUGCAGGCUGAGCAAAGAAAUUGCAAGGGGAAUAAAACAAAUCUGCUGCAAUAUUGUGCACUUAGUUAAUUGAGAAGUGAAGACACACCAGGAUUGACUGCUAAACCUCAUAGAGAAUGUCUAAAUGGUACUGUACACUUCCGCAAAGGCUAAAAUA